GACAAAGUACUUUCUGAAGGAAUUGGAAAAGAACUUUACCAGCUUCACCUCCUGGGGCAUCAAAUUAAAAGAAACAAUGGAUUGGAAAAGACACCACCAACCGCUAUAGCUCUAACCUCCUCUGACUUCCACUCCACCCCCUGCUAAGCACUCCUGCUUCAUGCCUAAGCUCCCUUGACAGACAGGAACCAUCACAACAAACCACCCCUCUGCGUGAUAGCCUAGGGAGAUCUUGUGGGCAAAGCCUCGCCAGGAGCCAAUCCCGAGGGAUCUCUCUGCACCGUGAACGGGCGAGAAGCUGAAGAGCCAGUCACACGCAGGUUACCCAGCAGAUGCCACUGCCAGAGAGAAGAUACCCAGGAGCGGGAUGCUGGGGAUGGACCUCUUAAAGAUGAAGGCCGUCGAGCCCUACAAAGAAAUCGUGGUGGACUACUUGACCGAAGCCAAGAACUUUGUGAAUGGGCAGUGCACAAAGUUGGAGCCCUGGCAGCUGAUUGCAUGGACUGUAGGGUGGACGCUGCUGGCAGUGUGGCUGUACGGCUUCAUCUUCCAGCCAGAGAGUUUGACCUCAAGAGGCAGGAAGAAGUUCUUCAGAGUUCUCAGGAAAUUGCCCAUUGUCGGGACCUCGAUCCAGAAGAAGUUCAACAAAGUCAAAGAAGACGUGACCAAGAACAUGUCCUUCUUGAAAGCAGGGAAGGGCUACGUGAAGGUGCUGCCCCCAACUGGGCUGAACCAGUCCGAUGUCCUGGACCGGCUUCGGGAGUACAGCUCUAUGGGCGAUGUCCGCUGGCAAGAUGGGAGAGCGUCGGGAGCUGUGUACAACGGGGAAGAGAAACUCACCGAACUCCUCGUACAGGUGUACGGGGACUUCGCCUGGAGCAACCCCCUGCACCCAGACAUCUUCCCUGGGGUGCGCAAGAUGGAGGCCGAGAUAGUGCGCAUGGCCUGCUCGCUCUUUAACGGGGGCCCAAACUCCUGCGGAUCAGUGACCUCUGGGGGCACUGAGAGUAUCUUGAUGGCCUGCAAAGCUUAUCGGGACCUGGCUUAUGAGAAGGGAAUCAAGCACCCAGAGAUAGUGGCCCCAGUCAGCGCCCAUGCCGCAUUUGACAAGGCAGCUCAUUAUUUUGGGAUGAAGCUCGUGCACGUGCCGCUGGACAAGAAGAUGCAGGUUGACGUCCGGGCAAUGAGAAGAGCCAUUUCCAGCAACACCGCCAUGCUGGUCUGUUCCACCCCACAGUUUCCCCAUGGAGUGGUCGACCCCGUAACGGAAGUGGCAAAGCUGGCGGUGAAGUACAGCAUUCCCCUCCACGUGGAUGCCUGCUUGGGCGGUUUCCUGAUCACCUUCAUGGAGAAAGCUGGGUACCCCCUGGAGCAGCAGUUUGACUUCCGGGUGAAAGGUGUGACCAGCAUUUCUGCCGACACCCACAAGUACGGCUAUGCCCCAAAGGGCUCCUCGGUAGUGCUAUACAGCGACAAGAAGUACCGGCACUACCAGUUCUUCGUGGCCCCUGACUGGCAGGGAGGGAUCUACGCCUCCCCGACCAUCGCAGGCUCCCGGCCCGGGGGCAUCAUCGCCGCCUGCUGGGCCACCAUGAUGUACAUGGGGGAAAGUGGCUAUGUGGAGGCCACCAAGAAGAUUAUCAAAACAGCGCGUUACCUCAAAUCAGAACUGGAGACCAUCAAAGGCAUCUUCAUCUUUGGUGACCCCCAGGUGUCAGUCAUCGCCUUGGGGUCCCGGGACUUUGACAUCUUCCGGCUGUCCAACGUGCUCACUGCCAAGGGCUGGAAUCUGAACCAGCUGCAGUUUCCGUCUAGCAUCCACAUUUGCCUCACACAGCUGCACACCAAGCCUGGCGUGGCCACCCAGUUUCUCAAGGAUGUCCGGGAAUCUGUCACCCAAAUCAUGAAGAACCCCAAGGCGAAGACCACUGGCAUGGGUGCCAUCUACGGCAUGGCGCAGGGGGUCCCCGACAGGAAGAUGGUGGCGGAGCUGUCCCAGGCCUUCUUGGACAGCCUUUACAGCACUGAGAACAGCUCCCGGGGUGGCCAGACAAACGGCACCGCCAGCCCCCGUUGACCUCGCCAGACAGGGUCAGUCAGGCCUGCCAGCCCCGGGGAGGGCAUCACAGUCAUCGGAAGGAUCCUUGGGGCGCUGGGACCUUGGGAGACCUCUGGGUCUUUGGGAUUGUCCCCACCUCAACAUUGCCUGUACCUCUAACUCCCCGACACCCACA
Molecule: messenger RNA, 2234 nt
Organism: Ornithorhynchus anatinus (platypus)
Lineage: Eukaryota; Metazoa; Chordata; Mammalia; Monotremata; Ornithorhynchidae
Gene: SGPL1
Product: sphingosine-1-phosphate lyase 1
Exons: 16
Coding region: 368-2077 (569 amino acids)
Biological process (GO): carboxylic acid metabolic process; sphingolipid catabolic process
Cellular component (GO): endoplasmic reticulum
Molecular function (GO): sphinganine-1-phosphate aldolase activity; pyridoxal phosphate binding
Source: RefSeq, a predicted model, not a curated record